This is a messenger RNA of Acanthocheilonema viteae, 2979 nucleotides long. Lineage: Eukaryota; Metazoa; Nematoda; Chromadorea; Rhabditida; Onchocercidae. The record is from the annotation of a GenBank genome assembly.
AUGACCAGUUUACAAGAUUUCAAUAACUUAAUUAGUCGCAUGCUUUUUCCUGAAAAUGAAGCAAGAAAAGAAGCGGAAAAACAGUAUGAUCAUAUUGAAUUGUUACCAAAGGCCCAGCUACUGUUUCAAUUAUUUAUGGAUCAAAGUGCUGAUAUUGAGACACGAUCAUUGUGCCUAGUAUUAAUGCGAAGAAUCCUAUCACACCAAUGGGAUGAAUUAUGGCCUGCUUGGUCUGAGGAAAAUCGGCGGGAGUUCUGCGAGCAGAUUUUAAAAUCAGCAACUGAAGAGCAAAAUGCCGUGCUGCGGAAACGCUUGACUGAUAUUAUUGCCGAGGUUGCUCGAUCUACUAUUGACACCGAAACAGGACGUCAAAGCUGGUCAGGUGUUAUUCAGUUUUUGGAAUUAUGUGCUUCAGAUAAUGCCAUGUUAUGCGAAACAGGAAUGAUUUUAUUGGAGAAUGUUCCAUCUAUUUUUGGAUGUGAUCAAGACCGAUAUCUUCCCGGAAUUAAGCAAAUGUUCCAAUCAUCAUUGCUUUAUGGUAGCAAAGGAUCGGUUAGAACUGCUGCAGUACGCGCAUAUGUUGCUUUUAUGUGUGAAAAUGAAGAGGAUGACAGAGUUAUUAGAUCACUUUCUGACCAAGUGCCUGCAGUUAUCCAGGUAUGUCAGCAUGUGGUAGCUACAGAAGAUGAUGAUGACGUACCGUUGCAGUGCUUGGGAGACCUUGCAACAAGUGUUCCGAAAACUCUACAGCCACACCUAACUGAAGUAUUUACACUGUGCACAUCGACAGUCGCAGAUAUACACAAGGAUGAUUCAUAUCGACACAGUGCACUCGAAGUGAUGGUAUCGUUGUGUGAGAGUGCUAGUGGUAUGGUCAAGAAGAAAGCAUCAUCUUAUAUUCCAUCGUUGUUAAAACAGUGUCUGGAUCUGAUGACUGAACUUGAUGAUGAUACAGAAGAAUGGUUGAAUUGCGAUAAUGCUGAUGAAGAUAAUGGAGAGGACAAUGCUGGCAUUGGAGAAUCAUCACUAGAUCGUAUAUCGUGCAGUUUGGGAGGCAAAUUUGUGUUGAAUCCGUUUUUGCAUAUUGUGCCACGCAUGAUGCAAGAUGUUGAAAAUUGGAAAAAUCGACACGCAGCAAUUAUGGGAAUUUCUACCAUUGGAGAAGGUUGCAAGCGUCAAAUGGAACCAGUUAUCGAAGAAAUAGUUAAUAAUGUUCUGCCAUUUUUGGGAGAUUCGCAUCCACGUGUACGAUAUGCAGCUUGUAACGCCCUAGGGCAAAUGUCAAGUGAUUUUUCACCGACACUUCAAAAAAAAUGCCAUGAAAAGAUCGUGAAUGGUUUAUGUACACUUCUGAUCGAUUUAAAUUGUCCGCGCGUUGCGGCGCAUGCCGGAGCUGCACUUGUCAACUUUAGUGAAGAUUGCCCAAAAAAUAUCAUUGCAGUUUAUCUUCCUCAAAUAAUGGAAAAAUUGGAGUUUGUUUUGGAUCACACUUUCAAACAGCUUCUGGAGCGCGGCAAAAAACUUGUGUUGGAGCAGGUCAUCACAACGAUAGCGUCAGUUGCCGAUGCUGCUCAGGACCAGUUUAUUGUUUUCUAUGACAGCUUAAUGCCUCCACUGAAGUAUAUUUUACAAAAUUCGAAUGUCGAAGAAUUGAAUACUCUUCGUGGUAAAACUAUUGAAUGUAUAUCUUUGAUCGGAUUAGCGGUGGGGAAGGAAAAGUUUGCUAAAGAUGCGAAUGAAAUUAUGCAAAUGUUAUUGACCAAUCAGGCUCAAUUCGAGCAUAUUUCAGUAGAUGAUCCUCAGAUAUCUUACAUGAUUAGUGCUUGGGCCCGGAUAUGUAAAAUUCUUGGUGAAGGAUUUGCUGCUUUUUUACCACUUGUAAUGCCUCCAGUAUUACGAGCUGCAUCAAUCAAACCUGAUGUUACGCUGAUGAAUGAUGAAGAUAUCGCUAAUCAGGAAGAGGAUCCAGAUUGGAAUUUUGUCCCUCUGGGUGACCAGAAGAUGUUCGGUAUAAAAACAGCUGGACUGGAAGAUAAAGCCACCGCAUGUGAAAUGCUUGUAUGCUAUGCCCGUGAACUCAAAUCAGCAUUCAGCCCUUAUAUCGAACCUGUUACCCAAAUAAUGCUCUCUCAUCUUAAGUUCAUGUUUCAUGAUGCUGUGCGUUCUGCAGCGGCCGAUAUUUUCCCAUGUUUACUGGAAUGUGCUCGAGGUAGAGGUGAUCAAUUCAGAAUGCAGCUUUGGAAUGCCGCCAUAUCAGCAUACAAAGAAGCUAUCGAGGGAGAGCAUGAUAAAGAAGUGCUAGCUGAUCAACUUCAUGGAGUGGCGCAGUGUAUUGAGGAAUUGGGUCCAUCACUGAUUACACAGGAGCAACUAGAAUUGGUCUUGGGUAUCGUCAAUCAACAAAUGGUCGAAUAUACUGAACGGUCUAUAGAACGUGGAAAACAGAAGGAUGAAGAUGAUGAUGAAGAGGAUGUAGCACAAGCGCUGAAAGAUGAAUUAGAAGAGGAAACGGGUGUAUUGGCACGCAUUUCAGAUAUUAUACAUUGCCUUUUUAAGGCAUAUGGUCACAACUUUGUUCCAUAUUUUGAAAGAUUGGCUGAACAUUUUAUUCCGCUGUUGGAUGCACGAAGGUAUUACAGUGAAAGGCAGUGGGCCAUUUGCAUAUUCGACGAUUUGAUUGAAUAUGGUGGUGAUGCAAGUAUCAAAUAUUACUCGUCUUUUUAUGGUCCUAUGCUUAGUGCUCUUUCCGACGAAUACCCGGAAGUUCGUCAAAGUGCGGCAUAUGGAUUUGGAAUUAUGGGACAGCACGGUGGCAAUACUUAUGCACAAGCAUGCGCAGGCGCCUUACCACAUCUAGCAAAUAUGAUUUCGAGAGCGGAUGCGAGAUCUACUGAAGAAGGGAAUGUAGCAACUGAAAAUGCUAUUAGUGCUGUCGCUAAAAUUCUUAAAUAUAAUUCGUCGGCAGUUGAUGUGAAUGCG